AUGCCGCCAGAACGCUCUAAUGUGCCAGUGAAGCUGUCCCUGCCACUGCAAUACCAGCAGGAGCUCUUCACCGAACUACGCGCCGAAGAUGAGCUUGUUGUCCUUGCCCGCGGCUUAGGCCUUUUGCAUUUAAUAACCAAUCUUCUACAUUUUUACGAUGCCGCGGGGAACAACCUGGUCUUAGUGGUGGGUGCAGACGAACGUGAGAAUGAAUGGAUUGGAGAGGCAUUGGCGGAGCACUAUGCUACCAGCAAGUCCCCGCUUGCUAGGGGUCUGAAAGUGAUCAAUACCGAGAAAGCUACAGUCUCGAUGCGAGAGAAGAUAUAUGCCGAAGGUGGUAUUCUGAGUGUGACAUCCAGAAUACUUGUUGUGGACUUGUUAUCGAAGCUUCUUGAUCCGGAGAAGGUCACUGGGAUGAUUAUUCUGCAUGCUGAUAAAGUUUUGGCAACGUCCCUUGAGGCAUUCAUUAUUCGGAUCUACCGACAAUCGAACAAGUUCGGCUUCUUGAAGGCAUUCUCGGACUCGCCGGAACCCUUCACAACCGGCUUUGCCCCGUUAGCCAACAUGCUGCGCAAUCUUUUCCUACGCAAGGCAUCGUUGUGGCCUCGAUUCCACGUGUCUGUUGCCGAGUCGCUAGAAGGGGAUCGGAAAGCAGAAGUGAUUGAAUUGGAGGUUCCCAUGAGCGACAAAAUGAGGGAAAUCCAGAAUGCCGUUCUGGAAUGUGUAGAGAUCAGUGUCACUGAGCUCAGGAAAAGUAACACCGGCUUGGACAUGGAAGAGUGGACAUUGGACAGUGCUUUGCACAGGAAUUUUGACAUGAUCAUUCGACGUCAACUAGAUCCAAUCUGGCAUCGCGUGAGCUUCAGGACAAGACAAAUUGUCAGCGACCUGACAGACCUACGAGCAGUCCUUCAUGCUUUGCUGAGCUACGAUGCGGUAUCUUUCGUGAAAUAUCUUGAUACUAUCGUAUCCGCGCAUGCUCCGCCUCCCGGCUCCAACAAGCAUAAUUACUCUCCGUGGCUUUUCCUUGAUGCUGCCCACGUCCUUUUCCAAACAGCCAAAGCACGGGUCUAUGAAGGCAAACUAAACAACGAAUUGUCCCACCUUUCAGUGUCAACUACAUUUUCUCCUGAGUUGAAACCGGCUCUAGAAGAACUACCAAAGUGGAACGUUUUAGCAGAUGUUCUUGCAGAAAUCGAACACGAUGCUUACCUUCAUCCCGCGAGUAUGGAUCAAUCGAAUAGCACCAUAUUGAUCAUGUGCAGUGAUCAACGGAUAUGCCGCCAGCUUCGCGAAUAUAUUGGCACCAUGCAUGCAAAUAUUGCUCACCGGUCUGAAGAAUCCGAGGAUAAUGAUGGUCCAAGCGAGGAUAAGCCUUCCGCAGAGCUGAUGAUGCGACGCCGGCUGCGAGACUAUCUCAAUUGGAAGAGGUCGCUCUCGAACGUCAAUAAGAACUUGUCACAGUCAGCGGAGGAUGAUAGAACCGGAAAGCCUUCGGAAUCCCCGGCGCCCCAAACUGCACAUCAAGGACGGCCUCCCCCAAACAAGCGUCGUCGCGUACGUGGCGGCGGCGCAGUCACCUCAGCUGCAGGCCGUGUGCCAAAUAGCAGUGUGCAAACUGAAGUGGAAUUGCCAGGUCAGGUUACCAGCCUGCUGAGCGAGAUCCAGCCCACUGAAAUGGAAGAAACGCAGAAAGAGGAAGUGAUUGUCGAUGAGCUCAAGGACAUGGAAGACUUUUACGAACUGUAUGACAUGAACGAUCUGGUUAUGAUACACCCUUACGAUGGUGAUAUGGAUGAGCACAUACUUGAGGAAGUGCGUCCGCGAUACAUAAUCAUGUACGAACCCGAUGCUGCUUUCAUUCGGCGGGUUGAGGUAUAUCGCAGCUCUCAUUCAGGGCGCAAUGUGAAGGUAUACUUUAUGUACUACGGUGGCUCUGUCGAGGAACAGCGGUACCUCAGUGCUGUUCGACGAGAGAAAGACUCGUUUACAAAGCUGAUCAAAGAGAAAGGGAACAUGGCUGUCACAUUGACGCAUGACAAAAAGGUCGAUGACCCCCAAGAGCAGUUCCUUCGAACGGUCAAUACUCGUAUCGCAGGAGGAGGGCGACUGGCAGCGACUGCAGCCCCGCCUCGCGUUGUAGUAGACGUGCGGGAAUUUCGAAGCGCCUUGCCGUCCCUGUUGCAUGGCAACAAUAUGAUAGUGAUUCCCUGUCAGCUCACCGUGGGCGACUACAUCCUCACACCAGAUAUCUGUGUCGAAAGAAAAUCGAUUCGUGAUCUCAUCAGCUCUCUCAAGAACGGUCGCCUCUACAAUCAGGCAGAGACCAUGCUCCAGUAUUACAAGACUCCGUUGCUGUUGAUUGAGUUUGACCAAAACAAAUCCUUCACUUUUGAUGCCUUCGCCUCCGUCCCAACAGGACCGACAUUUAUGACAGACUACGGUUUCUCGUCCUCUGGUACUGCGACCAGUACUAGCAGCAGCUCUCUCGCCAAUCCUUCGAAUCCGAAGUCCGCUCAGCAUCUACUUGUGCUUCUCACUCUCGCUUUUCCACGACUCAAAAUUGUCUGGUCGUCCUCCCCGUAUCAGACAGCCGAGAUCUUUGCAGAGCUGAAAAAGAAUGCCCAGGAGCCAGAUCCCCUUCGAGCAGUCCAGUAUGGUCUUGAUGUUGACAUCACUGACUCGUCUGGCUCUGCCGAUGUCAUGGCUGCCGCUGGGAUUGAGCACCGUACUUUCAAUCUCCUUCCACAGGAUAUGCUGCGGGCUGUACCAGGGGUGACUCCACAAGCCCUGGAGCGGCUGAUCAUUGAAACAAAUAAUAUCAGCGAGAUCGCCAAUAUGGAAGUGGAGCAGCUUGAUCCCCUGGUGGGCAAGGAAGCUGCACGUAAGAUCGUUGCUUUCUUCCAGAAAAGCGUAUUUGAUUGA
Molecule: messenger RNA, 2925 nt
Organism: Penicillium bovifimosum
Lineage: Eukaryota; Fungi; Ascomycota; Eurotiomycetes; Eurotiales; Aspergillaceae
Product: ssDNA endodeoxyribonuclease RAD1
Exons: 7
Coding region: 1-2925 (974 amino acids)
Biological process (GO): double-strand break repair via single-strand annealing, removal of nonhomologous ends; nucleotide-excision repair involved in interstrand cross-link repair; resolution of meiotic recombination intermediates
Cellular component (GO): nucleotide-excision repair factor 1 complex
Molecular function (GO): single-stranded DNA binding; damaged DNA binding; single-stranded DNA endonuclease activity
Source: RefSeq, a predicted model, not a curated record